UAAACAUUGAUUUAAUAAGUUUAAUCUUAGUGCACAAAAAGUCUUUAAACUGUAACCAUUGUCAAUAAAACUGAAAGCAAAUUGAUCAAAAUUAAAAAUGGCACAACAACGAAAAUUAAAACCAACCGAAAUAUUUGAUGUUGACUUCAUAAAGCAUUCGAAUAUUGAUAUACAAUCAAAAUAUAAGGUUGGCAUGGAAAAUGGUGGAAAAUGGAUGAUGUUUAUUGAAAAAUCAAAAUUAGAUGAAGUCUGGGAAAAAAGUUGUAAACUUUACGAUAACGGACAAUUAAUUGGUGUUUACGAUAUAAAAUGUUCAACCAAUUACAGAGAUCCAAAAAUUAAAAGUCAUGCUCAGAAUAAAGGUGCCCUUAGAUUUAAUUGUGGUCCAGCUAACGAUGAAAAAAAGAUUAUGGAAAUUGGGAGAAACAUUUUAAAAAUGAUUCCCUAUCGAUGUGAUUCGGGAUACAUGCAUUUUAAAUCGGAUGAACAAAGUAAAAUUGGUAACAGGCACACUGGUCAAAAAGUUAAUCAUCUAUAUAAAUUAGAAGUUCCAGGAAGAUUGUCUGCGGAUGAUUUCCAUAAAAUGGUAACCAGUUUUGGUGCAUUAAAAACUCGUAAUAAUUCAACAACAAAAAAUCGUGAAUUUUUGAAGAAAAAAAAGUUUUUGAAUAGUCCCGAUCAUGACUUUGGUGAUAAUUUUUAAGGAUCAAUAAUUAAGGUUUGCCGCCCCAAUUCUAAUCCAA
Messenger RNA from Chrysoperla carnea, 743 nucleotides. RefSeq lists its product as uncharacterized. The transcript is spliced from 2 exons. The coding region runs from base 98 to 703 and encodes 201 amino acids. NCBI's taxonomy places the organism in Eukaryota, Metazoa, Arthropoda, Insecta, Neuroptera, Chrysopidae. The record is from RefSeq and is a predicted model, not a curated record.